Messenger RNA from Corylus avellana, 875 nucleotides. RefSeq names its product myotubularin-like protein. Lineage: Eukaryota; Viridiplantae; Streptophyta; Magnoliopsida; Fagales; Betulaceae. The record is from RefSeq and is a predicted model, not a curated record.
GCCUAAAAGUACACAUCGCUUUGUUCAUAUUUGACAUUUUCUCAACACUCUCUCUAAUCAACUUGGGGAAACAUUCAAUGCCCUCUUCUUCUCAUUGACAUCCCAUCACCUCUCUCUCUCUCUCUCUCUCUCUCUCUCUCUCUGUGUCUGUGCUGGGGAAAACAGAGGAGGCAGGGGGAAAAAACAUGGGUAAUGAGUACAAUCGCUUCAACCAACAGAAUCUGCAUCUCUAUCCAAGAACUACAUUUUUGCCCAUGUUUUGUUCAAGGACGUCUAUCAAAGAUGUGGUGCUUCCGAGAUGGGAAGACCGGACGGCGUCCUUCUCCGGCGACCCUUUGUCGCCGAGAAUAGGUUGCAUGGGCCAGGUCAAGAGGAACAACAAAGUAGUUGGCUUCCCGACCAAACAUAAUACUAAUAACAACAACAACAACAACUACAACAAUCACAACACUGUUGUUAAGUACUCCAAGCUCAAGAAACUCUUCUCCAGCAGAAAUCUAGCCACACCCACUACCGCCAGCUGUCGAAGCGGGAGACAAGUGAACGAGAAUAUCGGAGGCGAGCCGAAGAGAAAUCACCAUGGCAGUGACAGCUGUGUUUCUGUCAGCAUCGUUGAUAUGGAUCCUCCUCUGCCGGUGAUCAAGCGGGUGCAAAAGCCUGAAACAGGGGAAGGGGAAAAUCUUUGGAAGAGGAGAUCUGGUGGGGUAGCCCUGAAAACUCUACAGCUUCAACAAAUUCAUCAUCCCAAGCAUCAUCUUCAACCCACAACUGUUUGAUGAGAAAGCUUCAUUUGGAGAAAAUGUAAAUGUUUUGGAUCUUAAUUAUUUUCCAAAUUUGAAUAUCGUUAAUUUGAAUCUGUGUUCAAAGUUUGGUGC